CCACAACAGCAAACGCAAACAAACAAACGUAUUGUUGAUGUUCGGGCCUCGAGCUUGAAGUGUCGCAGCUGCGGGGUCACAGACAACACAAUGAUAGCGGUCGGAUACAAGAGGACCAGGUCGGGGGGCGGUGAGGUGUCGCAGCUGCCCGCCUCGAGCGCUCGCAGCUCCAUCAUCUUGCAGGUGGGAUGCUGAAGUGUUCCUUCCCAGUCCCAGUCCACCCGCGCUCGCCCAGCCACCGAUUUCUGCACUGGCGUGUUCCCACGAAACUCGAUGGCCCUCAACGCCUCACUAAUUUCCAAGCCGGCCUUUUCUUCAUCUGUCCAUCUACCCGAUCGAGGAACCCCUCCUUUCUUUGCACGUUGACACAUACACUUCAAACUUUCUGGUCCACGGCCAUCGCGAUUGUGUGAGAGCUCGAGUGACAAGACGCGACUGAAGCUCUACACACGAAGCUUGGACCGGCUCGCCACCUCUUUAACCCAGUUACAGUUUCGUACGAAGAGGAAGGCGAUUCUCGUAGCCGAGACAAAAGCUCUGGCCUCAAUAUCAGCACCAUGCGUUCCCUCUCACUUAUCGGCCUUCCCUCCUCGCUCCUGCUUCUCAUAGCAGCCCACGUCAACGCAGAGCACCCAAUGGCCAUCCGCAAAAUGUCACCCAACGCCGGCGAGAAGCUCCUGCCCCACGACCUCGCCUUCUCCGACGAUACCUUCACCACCCCGCUGUCGCCCCGCGAAGAACUCCUCGCCGCCCGCAUGGCCGACGACCCGUUCCUCUACAACGUCUCGUUCCCCUACCGCCCGCCCUUUGCGGAGCACCUCAACAGCGCCAACCAGGGCUGGGAACACCUACGACGCGCCGCCGAGGUUCUUCAUAUCCUCGAAAGCAGACAGUCUUGCCCCACAAACAUGAAUAGCUGCGAGAACAUUGGCUCGCCAAACAAGUGCUGCAUGAGCAAUGAGGCGUGUGUAAGGGUUCAGGAUGAACGGGUUGGGAACGUGGCUUGCUGUCCGAAGGGCGCUUCUUGCAGCGGAGCCGUUGGCGCAUGCCCCAGCGGCACGACGAGCUGCGAUGCCGAGCUCAGUGGUGGAUGUUGCAUACCGGGCUAUGUCUGCCAGGGUGUUGGCUGUGUGCCCAGACCUCCACCGGCGCCGAGUACUGCGCCCACUCAAACCGCCACUAACGGAGGAGGAGGAGGAGGAGGAGGAGGAGGAGGAGGCGGCACGACAGUCCGGGAGACCGUCACUACCACCACCGUCUCCACGACGACACUAGCAGACGGCCAAACGACGACAGUUCUUGUUACGAUCAUCGUCACAGUGAACCCUGGCACCGCCACCACGAGAAGAUCCACGACCACCACCGAACCCCCCGUUGAGACCCCGACGACAGCUUCGGACAUCCCGCCGACCUCGAGUGCUUCGGACGCCGUGCCCCCUUUCCGACCCACAUCCGCCAACUCGGGUGAGGGCGACAUCCCGCCCAUCACGUCGGCAUACUGUCCAACCGGCUUUUAUGCCUGUCUCGCGCGCGCCGGUGGAGGUUGCUGCCAGACCGGCCGUGAUUGCGCCACUACGUCGUGCCCGCCCACGCCCUCAACCACCAUCGUCAGCAACGGCGUCACUGUCGUCGUACCUAUCAGCGACGUGCCGGAGCCGCAGGCGACCGAGACGUGCGCCAGCGGCUGGUUUUUGUGUGGUGAGGAUGGCGGCCCCGUCCCCGGCUGCUGUCCGAGUGGGUACCAGUGCGGAACCGCCAGUUGUUCUAGUGUCUCACCCAGCGAGACGGGCGAAAUUCAAAAGCAUUUCCCGAAUGUGGGAUCGAAAGCCACGUCAUCCCUGGCCCUUGCGGUCGUAUCAUUCGUGUUUGCGUUGCUUUGAGAUUCGUCGUAAUGCAUUGGGCGGCGUUUACAAGUGGAAUUUGGAAGCAUUAGGGAAAAGAAUUUCAGGACGCAUGAGAGAACGCGAUAGACACGGGGCUUGCCUACAUGGUUCGGCCGUCGUGAAACCCCGUCGGUCGCCACAUAAGACUGCACAUAGGGAAAUCAAAUAUCCUAUGAUCCAAACGUACAAGCUGAGUGACGUUGAAACCGGCUGAUGUGCGCUUCCGCUUGUCAAGCGUACGUUGAAAAUGUUAAAUGUGAAAAUUACAAUUUUGUUUGGGUUAUGCAUUAGUGUUAAUCCAAUACUUCCAGACAUCUCUCUCUUCGCCUCCAAGUACAAAAUGAUGAUUUCCAUGGCCCUUAAUCCCAGCUCAGGCUGCAUGCAGUGCGUAUAGUGCGCGUAAUCCUGUAUAACCUCCUUUUUAAGUAUCGUCCCUUCUAAGAAACAGAUUGAAGAAACUCCCAAAUGCCAAGAACUCCAUGCACUAUUAGGUCCGGAACGGCUCUGUAUGCCUCC
Colletotrichum destructivum is the source of this 2399-nucleotide messenger RNA. RefSeq lists its product as uncharacterized. The coding region runs from base 558 to 1880 and encodes 440 amino acids. The record is from RefSeq and is a predicted model, not a curated record. The transcript has 2 exons. Lineage: Eukaryota; Fungi; Ascomycota; Sordariomycetes; Glomerellales; Glomerellaceae.